Molecule: messenger RNA, 1821 nt
Organism: Huiozyma naganishii CBS 8797
Lineage: Eukaryota; Fungi; Ascomycota; Saccharomycetes; Saccharomycetales; Saccharomycetaceae
Product: putative lipase
Exons: 1
Coding region: 1-1821 (606 amino acids)
Molecular function (GO): monoacylglycerol lipase activity
Source: RefSeq, a predicted model, not a curated record
AUGGUUGAUGCUGAGCUUGAUGAUAAGGCUUACUACCAUCAAGAAUCUUUUGUGGCCAUCGCACAGAUGGAAAGAUAUACAAUAGAGCAUGUUGGAGCAUGGUCCGAAUCCAAAGAAAAAUCAUUCUGGAUCAAAGUGAAGAACGUCACGGCUUUAUCUUAUAGAGUAGGGUAUUUGGCUGGUCCAUUUGCUCUUUACGUUGAUUUGAGCAACGAAGCUUUCGACCAUUCAGCGAAAUAUGAUGACGACGAAGUUGCAUAUACACCUCUAAUAAAGAGUAACUUACAAUCACAGCAGAGCUUUUAUAUGGAGGUACCGCUUCAGAAAGGGGGUGAGAACAGACGCAUUUGCUGGGUCUUAAAUAUUGUUAGCGAGGUUCUGUUUAACAAAAAGGCGCAGGUGUCUUUUGAACUGGCCCUUGGACCAACCAAGCAUAGUUUACGCUCAAAACAAUUGAGAAAAGUAAAACUGUUCAAUGAUGGGAUUCUGAAAGUUACAAGGCAUACUACACAAGAUUUAUGGGCAAUUCCCAAUAGCAUUAAAACGGUAAAGACCAAAAUUCAUUUGGUGGUUCUUACCCACGGUGUACACUCCAAUGUAACAACGGACAUGCUUUACUUGAAAGAGCAAAUUGAACGUAUGUGUAGGGCUAACUCUAAGGAACACGAAAUAUGCGUUGUAGACGGCUUUAAAGGGAACGUUGGUGAAACUGAGCGGGGAAUCAGGAAUCAGGGAAUCAAUGUUGCAAAAUACAUUGCCCAAGAAUUAUUCUCGGAAAGAGUUAAGAAGAUAUCUUUUAUCGGUCAUUCACUAGGUGGUGUUGUUCAAACUUUUGCCAUUGCAUAUCUUGCAAUCAUGUAUCCCGAUUUUUUUAACAGGGUCUCCCCUGUAAAUUUCAUUACUAUGGCAUCGCCAUUGCUUGGUAUAAGUGUGAAGGGCCGUUCCAAUUACAUAAACUACUCACUAAAUGCUGGUCUAAUGGGACAGACCGGGCUGGAUCUCAAUCUGGCUAAAGACAAUGCAAACGAUGGGGUACCGUUAUUGUAUUCUCUGUCUGGAGAUCCUGUACACAGCAUAUUACAGAGGUUUCAGAGAAGGACCAUCUACUGUAAUGCAAUUCACGAUGGGAUUGUGCCCUUAUACACGUCAUCGUUGUUAUACCUAGACUACGAGGACGUACUAGCAAAACUAUAUCGACAAACGGACCAUGCGAUCAAUAAAAACGCCAAGCAAGCUGUUAAAAAACUGCCGAAGAGCUCGGCGAUUGGGUCAAUGACCUCAAUGAUAAAUGUAAAAAGACCUAGAAAGCAGUUUAUUAUGGACCCUGAGAGUAGGACGGGUACCAUAGUGCACGAUAAACUGUAUACCCCACAAGAUAUCGAAAGGGUACGGGAGCAAUACAGAGAUACGCUAUUGAGAAAGCAUAUAGGGUCACGCAUCACAUCAGAGCGGAAUACGAGCGAGCCAAGCAUGCUCGAGACGAUGGCCAACAAUUGGCACGAAGGAAUCGAAUGGCGCAAAGUAGUGGUCGCCAUACAGAGCGGCGACGCCCACAACAACAUGGUAGUAAGGAGAGAAUUCGGAAAUGCGUACGGCUGGCCCGUGGUGGACCACCUCCUCGAGAACCACUUUGCAGCAGCCGUCACGGGCGCAGUCGUAUCUUCCGCAGUGGGGGACCACGAGACCGCAUCUGCCAGCAACCAGCCACCGCAAAAUGUGGACCCAAAUAAGCUGUACUCCUGGAUCACACGUGUCGACCGCCACUGCUCAAACGGACUCCUCCCGCACGCCAGCAACCUCCUCGAGCGGUCCUUCCGGUAG